Chaetomium fimeti is the source of this 1576-nucleotide messenger RNA. RefSeq names its product cytochrome c/c1 heme-lyase. The record is from RefSeq and is a predicted model, not a curated record. Bases 222 to 1244 code for a protein of 340 amino acids. Gene Ontology annotation, cellular component: mitochondrion. Gene Ontology annotation, molecular function: holocytochrome-c synthase activity. Gene Ontology annotation, biological process: cytochrome c-heme linkage. Lineage: Eukaryota; Fungi; Ascomycota; Sordariomycetes; Sordariales; Chaetomiaceae. The transcript is spliced from 3 exons.
GCCGGCUUGGCGCGUGGGCUGAAAUGCGCGUCAUCCUUGCCGGUCCGUAUCAUCCCCGUCAUUUUUUUCUCUCGUUAUCGCCCGCAAUCGCCCUAUCGUCAUCAUCCCUCUUCCUUCCGCAGUCGAACCAGCACUCCCGACGGCUCCAGGUUAAGCCAUUUCCAAGGUUCUUAUACUUUAUCCCCUGACUUCCGUAUUUCAAACCACGAACUACCUUCGCCAUGGGCUGGUUUUGGGCCGACACUUCCUCAGGCACCCCGGUUGUCCCUCAGGCGGAUCCAACGCACAAACACAUAUCUGGGGCCGGCACGCCGCCCGCCGGAUGCCCUAUGCACAAGUCCACCGCCGAUGCCUUCACUGCUCCUGCCCGUGCCGCGAGCCAAGUGCCCCCAGCCUGCCCUGUUCCGCACGGCAACCCCGCCGCAAACGCAGCGCUAUCCGCCUGUCCCGUUCCGCAUGAUAGUCAAGGCGCGUCUUCGGAGCAGCGACAAGAGCCGUCAAUGCUCUCCAAGCUCAACCCACUCAACUACAUGUUUCAGUCCAUCUCUCAAGACCGGGCCCCAGACCAGACUCAUGCGCUGCCGACGAGUCGAGACGAGUCUUCCAUCCCAAGAGGCGCCGGUGAUAGCAACUGGGAGUACCCUUCGCCUCAGCAAAUGUACAAUGCGCUGCUGCGAAAGGGCUACACGGACACGGACGUCACGGCCGUCGAGAGCAUGGUCGCAGUCCAUAACUUUCUGAACGAGGGAGCCUGGGGUGAAAUCGUUGACUGGGAGCGCAGGUUCGGCAGGGGCUUAUACCGGGGUUGGGAAGUCAGCAAACGCGGAGAAGAGAAUGCGCCGAUGGCCUUGAGACGGCUGGAGGCUCAGGAGGGCGGCCAGUCGCAACCGACCCUCGUGAGAUUCCAAGGCAGACCAAAAGACAUGACACCAAAAGCAGCGAUGCUACAGCUUCUGGGGCGGGUAUAUCCAUCCAAAUUUGGCACCGAGCCGCCUUUUGAUCGCCACGAUUGGUUCGUUUCGCGCAAUAUCAACGGCCAGAAGAAGGAGGUUCGCUACGUGAUCGAUUUCUACUCGGCACCUCCGGAACCGACCGGUGAACCAGUCUUCUACCUCGACGUCCGACCCGCCGUAACGCCGACCGGAGCUGCGGAGCGGUUGAUGCGAUGGGGCGGCGAUGUCUGGUGGCGAGCAUCGGGUGGUGAUGUCCGGGAGCAGCCAAACAACCGUAAUCAACAGAAUUAACAACAGAGCUCCCUUGAAUCAUAUGGCGGCGCCGAUGGGGUCCGGUCGACUUGCGGGAUGGGAUGGCGCCAUGGGGAAAUUGGUUACAUAGGGUUUUGGUUUGCUUCUUGUACGUGUUACUAACUCUCUGCUCAUCUGUAUAAUGGUGUCAUUGCUGUUUUAGAUGCUCCUCGUAUCUUGCAAUCCUGGAUCUCAGGUGCUUCGGCCCUCAGUCAAGGGGGCGUAUCGUCGGGACUGUCCAGCAUGAUUGGUUCGAGCUUGGCGCGAUUCGCUACCACAAAAUAAUCAGCUCAUACUUCGCCAAGGAGACAUACACCUCCGCAUACCAACCU